Molecule: messenger RNA, 2767 nt
Organism: Sphaeramia orbicularis (orbiculate cardinalfish)
Lineage: Eukaryota; Metazoa; Chordata; Actinopteri; Kurtiformes; Apogonidae
Gene: samsn1a
Product: SAM domain, SH3 domain and nuclear localisation signals 1a
Exons: 15
Coding region: 150-2123 (657 amino acids)
Molecular function (GO): protein binding
Source: RefSeq, a predicted model, not a curated record
CGGGCUGGACACACACUGAGCCGUUGUGUCUCUCUGUGCUGACACUCAGAUCACUGUUUUCCCUCUGACGAACACACCUACGAAGACAGACCUCUCCACAAGCAUGAACCUUUUCUGCUUUUCACUGGAGGGGUCUAUGGACAGCUUGUAUGAGGCGGUGCAGAAUUCCAGCGAUGCCCCCCCGCCGCCCGUCCCCAGCCGCUCGUCCAGCCGCCCCUGCAGCCGUCCAUGCAGCCGCUCCUGCAGCCCCGCCGUCCUACUGGAGGACAACGCAAAGUGGAAAGGCUCCGGCAGAUCAAUAUCCAUGGAUAUGCCUCAGACAAUUGGAACCACUUCGCAUAAAAAAGAAAAGGCGAACACAUAUAUCCAAAUCAGCAUCAGAUAAUGAAGCUUUGGAUAACCCCGGCUGUAAUACAGCAGUUUGGCAACCUGCCAAAAGCCGAGAAGAUUUAGUCCACAUACCCAACAUCCACAACGAAGAGAUGAAGAGGAUUAAGCACAGAACGGAAACAAAAGGAGGAAAAGGACCACAUCAAACUGGCACUAAAAAGAAGGAGAAACCACCCUCAAACCAGAGCGUCCAUGCCAACGGAGUCACAGCAGAGUCCAAACCUCCAGCCAAAAGAAACCAAAAGCCUGGAAAGAAACCAGGGAACAAAAGUGGGAAAGAAGGGACAAAGAAAAGUCACAACUCCACAGUGAAUUCACCACCAGGACCCAUGAGCCCACUCCAGGUGCCCCAUUACCUGGAUGUACCAUACAGACCAGACAGGAGGCCCUACCAGGGCAAGGCCUCCACCCUCCCUGCUCAAGAGAAUACAACACCUGGACGCUGCACAGAAAUGGUCAGCCUUCCUGGAGGAGCGACACCCACCCACACCAACCACCAGCGCUGGAGCAACCCAGGUGAAGGCAGUCCUGUAUGGGGGUCCAUCCAGCACACCUGCCGCAGACCGCUCACUGAGUAUCGAGUCUACUCCCAUGAUUUUUCUGGGUCUCAUGGGAAGGAGUGGGAAGGAAGACAGCAGCAGGGAACAAGCCAGGACAGCGGCUUGAAACGGGACGGUAAACCCCAGGUUCCCCCUAAGGUGCCACGGUCGAUCACAGAUGUGGAUCUGUUAGAACCAAAUCGUUCCACAAGCUUCGGCAGGUUCGAGGGCCUCCGAAAUCACCCAUCACAGGCUAAACCAGAGGAAAAUGGAACAGCUGUGGUCACAGAAGAAUGUGAGAGUUCAGACCCAAACAAAUCUGCUGGACUUGGGAAGAAGAUGAAGGCGAUUUCACUGACCAUGCGCCGAAAAAUGGGCAAAAAACACGCCAAGUCUUUCUCAGAGGAAACAGGUGACGAAACAGACAGAGAUCAAGAGGCAGAAACAGAAAAUAGUCCUGCAGCCGUGAAAAACUCUGCACACUCUUUGGAAAGUCUUUACAGCGGCCAGAGCUCCUCCAGUUCAGGUGGCGUGACGAGUGAGUCCAACGGCUCUGCUCAGAGAGACAGUGUAAAGCUGGAGGAGGACGGCUCCUACCAGGGCCAGUUCUGUGGCAGAGCUCGCGUCCAUACAGACUUCGUUCCCAGCCCAUAUGACACAGACUCACUCAAACUCAAGGUUGGUGACAUCAUCCACAUCAUCAGUAAGCCUCCCAUGGGCAUCUGGACUGGAAUGCUUAACAACAAAGUGGGCAACUUCAAGUUCAUCUACGUAGACGUUUUAGUAGAGAAGGAAGAAGAAGAGGAAACCCCCCAGAUCAGACAACAGAAGCUGUGCAAAAGGCCUCGACCAAAAACAUUGCUGGAGUUGCUGGAGCGUCUGAAUCUUGAGGAGUAUGCAUCUGCCCUACUGCUAAAUGGCUACCAGACGGUGGAGGACCUGAUGCACCUGCAGGAGAAACACCUAAUAGAGCUGAACGUCAAAGACCCCGAACACAGACGCAAGCUUCUUGCUGCUGCUGACUGCAGAUACACAGAAGGUGAUGAGGUCAGGGAUUCAGAAGAGCACAAAUCCUCCCACAGUCCACAGGAAGAAGACAGCGACUGCCCCAGGGACUCGGGCUGCUUCAUCCCAUCUGAAUGCUCAGACAGCAAGGAAGACUCAGAGCAGCUCACGGACGCUGUGGAUUCUUAAUGUGCUCAUUUGUUGCAUGGAUACUUUGACAUUUUGGAACACAAAGUUGGAUAUUUUUCUUGACCAAACACCAUUGAUUUUAAAAUAGAUUCAACAAGUAGAAAAUGAUUAUCUUUAAAUGUCAAAUUAACAUUCCUCAACCCAUAAAGUAAGGCUAAAAGUUGUCUAAUGGAAUAAUUUUGUUUUUAAAAGUAUAACAUGCACAAGGUAAACAAACAACUGAGAUCCUGAAUGUCAUCUUAUCUAACUAACAGGAACAUAAUCAACUUGUACAUUUUGAUUUCAGACAUUUUUGAUGUUUUAAAAGACAUUAAAUGUAUUUAUUACUUUCUAAUUCAGUGUUUUUGCAUAUGAAGCCUUUAUUUAUCACAUUUGCAUCAACUGAUAUAACUCAUCACAUCUAGUUUUGAAUUGGUACAUUUGUUUUUCUGUAAAUAAAGUGAUGGGAUGUUGCUGAAAUGUAGAUUUUUGACUCGAAGUCUUGCCUAUAAUGUAAACUGUACAGAUAAAAUGUUGUUAUUUUUUAUUGUAUGUGUAUAUAUGAAAGAGAGAGUCUGAGUGCACUCAUAUCGAAGUCUUGUGUUUUCACGAGGUUUUGUAAAUACAACACAAAUACAAAUAUAUUAAAAUGUGUUUUUUGUUGA